GUCGAGCUAGAAGGAGAAAAGGAAGAUGCAAAAACAGCCGCUGAAACAUUCCGUGUUCCCCUUAGUCCUCCCCUGACGCUACGGCUCACAAGUCAAACGGCGGCCAAACCUUGUUGAGCCUUAGCCGGCAUGUGCGUUGUGCCGGUAAUUGUAAUGACAGGCUCACUUUUCUCUUGUUCCUUUUUUGCUAAACUAUCGACGGCCGAGACAAAAAGAAACUGCCGUCAAUUUCAGAAAGCAACACGUAGCAGAGUGCAUCAUCAUCGUGGUCCACCCGCUGUUCCGCCACCGCCAUUCAAGCUGCAUGCCUUAGCCUCUGCUCUUCUUACCAGAUUCAACCCCGAUCGCCAUCAGCUCCCAUCCAGCCAUCCAAACGACGUUAGAAGGCCCAGCAGGCCACUCGCACGACGGCCUAAUCGGAAACAGCCAUCCCGCCUUGCCGGCCAAGGGACCAUACACACCCAAAUCAAACUCGUUGAAAUGCCAUGAAUGACAGCUAACGCUUGCAUAGACGCGAUAGAUAACCACGACGCCCUGAUCCGGCCACAACGAAAAACGCAUAAACAAACACCAGUUCGAGAUCUAAUUAAAAGCAAGAAAGAAAGAAAGAAAGAAGAGCGCAACAAUCAAAUUCCAAAGCAUCCAGGCACUUGACUCAGCCAGUGAACCGCGCAUCUCGCAAAACUGUCACAUCUCACUCGCCCCGUCUCAAGAUCUCCCCUCCACAAUCUGGUAGGAUGAACACACACACUCACAUGCACGCACGCACAUACAAGUAC
Molecule: messenger RNA, 779 nt
Organism: Trichoderma atroviride IMI 206040
Lineage: Eukaryota; Fungi; Ascomycota; Sordariomycetes; Hypocreales; Hypocreaceae
Source: RefSeq, a predicted model, not a curated record